AUGUGCAAUACCUAAUAAAUACUUAAAAUAAAUCAAUGCAAUUUUAAUGACUAUAGUUUAUUGAUUUUUAAAACUUUUGAGUUAAAUCCCCAUAAUGCAAUAAGUCUUUUAUUUUAGUUUUGGAGGUAUUUAUAAUUCCAUAUUUUAGAAUUGAUGAUUGGUAUAAUUAUUAAUUUUAUGUUUAUGCUGAUUACUAAAUUAUUCACUAAGCUAGUUAUUCUCAUAGUUCAAGUUAAAAAAAUUUAUGCGAGGAUAAUGCUGUAAAAGACGAGACUUUCUUAAUAUCUAAAACAUUAGAGCAUUCAAGUCCAACUGUUACAAUAAUGAUUGUUGCUUAACGUGGAGUUUGGGGAAUUUCAAAUUUUGAGUUAUCUAUUGAGUAAUGCCCUACAGGAUGCAAUUUUUGUUACAAUGAAAAAUGUUAUGAUUACUAGUUAAUUAUUGAAUAGUUUGUUAUGAGAACAAUUUCUACUGUAAGUAAUUCAGAGGGUUGGUCAUAUAAUAAUUUAGUUUCAACAUCUGCAUCUUUUUGUAUAGGUAAUAUUAUCAAUAAAGUAGAUUAUUUCUUUACUUAUGUUUCUGGAACUUAUUUAGAAAAAGUAAUUUAAUUGGAUAAUCACUCAACUAUAAGCUUUUAAUUAAAAGUUAUCAUUAGAAAUCCGAAUCCAACAGAAAUUAAAGUAAAAAUUGAUGACAAUCUUGUAUAUACAACUCAGUAUAAUGAAGGAUGGACAUAAUAUCCUUUUGGGUUAUGUUAAUAUAUAUCAUUAAAUUCUAUUAUAAUAAUGGAUUAUAUUCAUUCAAGUUCAUCAAUAAAGAUUACUGUUGAAGGUAAUAGUUUUGUAUAAUUGAUUGGAAUUAGAGAUUUUCAAUUAUAUAUAAAUAAAAAAAGUAAUAAUAAGAUAUGUAUGGAUAACAACAUAAAUGCUUUUGAUGGUUGUUUUGCCUUUGAAUAUGAUUGUGUUGAAGGUUGUAAAAAUUGUUUAUAAGGUAUUUGUUUUGAUUGCCAGAUUGGAUGGGAAUUUAGAAUAAUAUAAUUAGAUUGUGUUCCUAUUUGUGGAGAUUAGAUAAUCACUCAUUUAGAAGAAUGUGAUGACGGUAAUACUAUUCCUUAUGAUGGUUGUCAUUAAUGUACUUAUUCAUGUCCAUUAAAUUGCUUAUAAUGUAGAUUUGGAUAUUGUUUAUAAUGUGAUUCUUAAUUUAGAUUGUCUUUCAAUAAAAAAUAAUGUAUAUCUAUUUGUAAUAAUGGUCUAAUUACUCCAUUUAAGUAUUUCAAUAAUUAUAAUAAUAUUUAAUAAGAUGAAUGUUAUAAUUAUAAUAACAGCUGUUAAAUAGAAUGUUAGCUUUGCAAUUAUAAUUAAUGUGUUCUUUGUUUAGAAGGUUGGAUAUUAAUGGAUAACAAAUGUUAUUAGUAAUGUGGAGAUGGAAAGGUAGCUUUAUCAUCAAUAGAAUAAUGUGAUGAUGAUAAUCAAAUAGAAAAUGAUGGAUGUUUUCAAUGUUAAUAUUAAUGUAUUCCUAAUUGUUUUUAUUGUAUUGAUAAUAAUAAUUGUUUUAUUUGCAAUGAUUAUUUUAACUUGAAGAUAAUUUAUGUAAACCUAUAUGUGGAGAUGGUAUAGUUAUUAAUGGAUUUGAAGAUUGUGAUGAUGAAAAUAAUGAUCCAUUAGAUGGAUGUCAUUAAUGUUAAUUCUAAUGUUCAUAUGGUUGUAUUACUUGUAAAAAAGAAAAUAUAUGUAGUUAAUGUGAUAAUCUUAGUAUUUUAGAUAAUACAACUAUGCAAUGCAUACAACUAUAAUUAGAAGAAUAAGAAUUAAAUUAAGAAAUUAUACUUUAAAGUAAUAUAAGUGAUCUAAAUCUUAUACAAUUAUGUGGAGAUGGAAUAAUCAAUUCUUAAAAUGAAUAAUGUGAUGAUGGGAAUAAUAUUCCUUUUGAUGGAUGUUCUAAUUAAUGUUAAAUAGAAAAAGAAUGGAAUUGUUAAAAUAAACUAACACAUAGUGAAUGCUUUAUUCUUACUUCUUUUACUUUAACAUUAUAAAAUAAUAAAAAUUCAAUCUAAUAUGUUUCAUUAUCUUUUACUAAUAAAGUUCGUUUAAAAGAGUAUACAACAUCUUUUGUAGAUAAUAUCAGAUAUUUUAUUUAAAACAUUCCUUCACAAUAAUACAGUAUUAAAGUUAAUGAAGUAAUCUCAAUAGAUCAAUUUAAAUUACUUUAUCCAAUCUAUGAAUUUGAAAUAUAGUUUUAUUAAUCAUAGGUUGAUUAACCAAUAUUAAAAGUAUCCAUUAAUGAAAAUUUAUUAGAUUUAAAUGAUUUUUAAUUAGAUACCAAAUCAAAAAGUAUUAAUUUAUAAAUUCCAAGAAUUUUGA
Paramecium primaurelia is the source of this 2360-nucleotide messenger RNA. The record is from the annotation of a GenBank genome assembly. Lineage: Eukaryota; Ciliophora; Oligohymenophorea; Peniculida; Parameciidae.